Rhincodon typus (whale shark) is the source of this 14699-nucleotide messenger RNA. RefSeq names its product zinc finger and BTB domain-containing protein 20-like. Lineage: Eukaryota; Metazoa; Chordata; Chondrichthyes; Orectolobiformes; Rhincodontidae. Gene Ontology annotation, biological process: regulation of transcription by RNA polymerase II. The record is from RefSeq and is a predicted model, not a curated record. The transcript has 8 exons. Bases 1171 to 3216 code for a protein of 681 amino acids. Gene Ontology annotation, molecular function: DNA-binding transcription factor activity, RNA polymerase II-specific; RNA polymerase II cis-regulatory region sequence-specific DNA binding; protein binding.
GGCAAAAAAGAGACAUAAUACAAAACACAAAAUGCGUAGAAACUAAACAGGCGACGGGCGGCGUCAACCUAACUUGAUGUCAGAGAAUUGAAAAACUCACCGUGUCGGCGUUUGAUUGACGGGUCUCGUGGCCAAUGGCUUGCACGCCGCGUGUGAUUGACGUACGGCUGGGCUGAUUGAACGGUGGUGUGACCAUUGAACGAUCUCGGCUGUGGUGAUUGACAUUCGGCUCAGCCAAUCAGUGCUCUCGGCUGCACUGAUUGAUAGCUGACAUGUUCAGAGUGUGGGGGUGCCCCCAACAGCUGGAAUGAUUGACAAUUUCGAGAGACAAUGGGAGCUGAAGCAUAGCUGUCCCUCUUCCUCCCACCUUCCCCACUUCCUCUCCGGGAUAGAAGUGAUUGAUUAGACAGAGCUAGUGAUUGACGGCGGUCCGAGUCAACCGAGGAGCGGUGUAUUACACAACAGGACUUUGGACUGACCUUAAACCAAUCAAUCUGGUCAAGAGGCAGCAGGCUGGCCUGCUGAGACGCUGCACCAAUCACUGUAAUCUCGGGGCUGGAUGUCUGGUCAUCAUGUUAGGUUGUCUUUUGUGUAUACAGAAGAUGGAUACAGUAUUCAAAGUGUCUACUUUGGAAAUGUGUUUUAUUUCUGGGAAUAUAUCCCUGCACUUGGGCAAGUAAGAUUAUGUGAAGUCCGAGUUGAAUUUAAAGUGGAAUAGUGUUAAAGUGAAUUCAGCAUUGCUGGAAGAUACUUUACAUACAGGUACUGAGAAAUAAAAUGACAGUGGGGACACAUUUUUGGAAAGCAUGAAACAAUUUUGUGGAUACAGUGACGAGAUUGUGCAAUACAGGGGCUACAUUGCAAAGUUUCAAGCAAAAGUAAAGAUCCAUUGAGUAAUGAAGGAGUUGGAGUAACUGCAGUCCUUGAAGAAUGAGAAUUGUGCAAAGAGAUAAUGUUCCAGGACUAGUCUUCCCUGACAGAAGUCUGUAGUCCUCCAGGUGGAAGUUCAGAGAAAGACAGCUGCUUUAUCCACCUUCUCUUCUGAUUAAAGGCACUUCUCACAAAACAAGAGAAGAACAUAGCUACAAGAUUGAGCCAGUGGCCAAAGUACAGUCAAACAUCUUAGAUCCAUGAAUCAUUUCAGUAAUAUGCUCAAUUGCAAAAGAGGAGAUGGCCCAUGAAUUUCUUUCUUCACACAAGGAGAUUUUCAAGAUGGUGGCCACUUACAUCUGCAGUGGUAACAUCAAUGGGAAGGGAAUGACAGAGCGCAUUCACAGCAUCAACCUUCACAACUUCAGCAACUCUGUGCUUGAGACACUAAAUGAGCAGCGAAACCGGGGCCAUUUCUGCGAUGUGACCGUCAGAAUCCAUGGCAGCAUGCUCAGAGCUCAUCGCUGUGUGUUGGCUGCUGGCAGUCCCUUCUUCCAAGAUAAACUUCUUUUGGGCUACAGUGACAUUGAGAUCCCAUCUGUAGUCUCAGUGCAGUCUGUUCAGAAGUUGAUUGACUUCAUGUACAGUGGAGUUCUCCGGGUGUCCCAAAGCGAAGCCUUACAAAUCCUCACAGCAGCCAGCAUACUGCAGAUCAAAACAGUUAUUGAUGAAUGCACCCGGAUUGUGUCUCAAACAGUAGUGAGCAGUGGUUACUCUACAACAAGGGACUCGAACCAAGUAACACCACGAGGAACACCGGAAUCUGGUUCAUCCAGUCAGAGUAGUGAUACUGAAUCUGGCUAUGUACAAGCCCACUCCCAGCGUAAUGUUGAAAGAAUUUAUUCCUCCCUUUAUGCCUGCUCUGGAAUGCCAGUACAAAAUGGCACAGGAGAGAGAUCCCACUACAGUGCUCCAGUGAUUAGCCAUCACAGCACACAACUUGUUAUGCAGAGAGAAGAGAAUCUAACUGAUCCAACAUGGAUAACAAGAAUACAAGAACGAACGCAGCAAAUGGAGAGAUAUCUUUCCACUCCGGAAACUACACAUUGCCGCAAGCAACUGCGGCCAGUUCGUAUCCAAACCAUCGUGGGCAAUGUUCACAUCAAGCAAGAGGCUGAAGAUGAAUAUGAUUAUGAUUACUAUGGGCAACAGAAAAGAAACACUUCAGAACAAAAUGAAUCUGAAGAGUGCAAUGAAGAUACUGACCAAGCUGAAGGUACGGAGAGUGAGCCAAAAGGAGAAAGCUUUGACUCUGGUGUUAGCUCUUCCAAUGGGACUGAAACUGAUCCAAUUGACCAACAGUUCAUUGCUGGCAUAAGCAGAGUGGGACAAUCAGAUGCAAGACCAGCUGAGCAGAAUGAGCUUCCUGCUGAAGACAGCCAGCAGCCUAGCAGUGUGAAUCCUUCUUCCCCAGAUAGAGUUUAUGAAAAUGAAAUGGACACCACAGGGCCUCAAAGCAGUGAUGGAAACAUUGCAAAUGAAAAAGAAUUGCAUCAAGCUGCAAUGAACUCUCUGAUUUCAGUGACACAAAGCACUCAGCCUCUGGCAACUACUCAGCUUUAUCUGAGGCAAUCAGACACGCUUGCCACCAAUUUGAGAAUGCCACUGACAUUAACCAGCACUACUCCAGUCAUUGGCACUGCUGGGAGUACAUACAUACCAACACUUUUUACCACUCAGAGCACUACCAGUGGCAAACUGUUUCAGUUCACCUUGCCACAACCUCUGACAAGCCAACAAACACAAUUUAUAACAGUUCCUCAACCCAAUCUUACAAAUUUUACUACACAGUUGCACCCCCAACAAUCUCAGUCAACAAUGCAGGGUACAAGUGGACAAACUGAAAAGAAACCCUAUGAAUGCACUCUUUGUAAUAAAACCUUCACUGCAAAACAAAACUAUGUGAAGCACAUGUUUGUCCAUACAGGAGAGAAGCCACAUCAGUGCAGCAUUUGUUGGCGAUCUUUUUCACUGAAGGAUUAUUUGAUUAAACACAUGGUAACACACACUGGUGUGAGAGCCUAUCAGUGUAAUAUCUGCAACAAGCGAUUCACCCAAAAGAGCUCCCUCAAUGUUCAUAUGCGACUUCACCGUGGUGAAAAAUCCUACGAGUGCUACAUCUGCAAAAAGAAGUUCUCCCACAAGACCCUACUGGAGAGGCACAUGGCACUCCAUGGCACUGGUUGCUCUGAGGUGACUACAUAUGUCUGUUCUGUCUGCCCAGCCAAGUUCGACCAAAUCGAACAGUUCAACGACCAUAUGAGAAUGCACGUUUCUGAUGGUUAAGGAACUAUGCUAAGAACAAAUUUGGAAUUAAUUUAAACAAAAUGAAAAUUUUAAAACAAAAAGAGCUGGCACAUUAUUACCAGCAGCAAGAUGUUCAAGAAUUCUUCAGGAUGGUGGCCUUAAUGCCUGUUAUUGUGUGUGCUCCACUGGCUGGAUGACCACUACAGGCCUCAAGAUUUUUUCCUCUCAUUCAGCUCUCAUUUAUUGCUAGCGUGUUGAACACUACAAAGGCCUACUAUCUCUACAGAUCUAAUCCAGUGUUGCAUUAUCUAAGGUGGAAAUUUUCUUUGAGAUCAUUACACAGCAUGAAGUCGAGUAAACUGUGGUAUGCAACAUCUUUUGAAGUACAAUACUUGGUAUGUAUUGACAUUUCUGUGUUAAGAUGGUCACAAAAUUUGCCUUUAACGGAGAUGACUUUGUAUGUAUAGUGGUUGUAAUGACACUGGCAGAUAUUUAUUAUUUACCUGCUGUGGACAGGUCACUUACACAGAGGGGUUUCAUUUUGAAUAUUAAAAAGGUUUAAUAUAUAAUGCAGCAUCCGUGCAACUGCAGUUAGGUACAAAAAUUUAUUUCUCAAAUGUGCAAACAACUCAUUGUUAUUGAAAUAUGAGGAAAAGCGCAGUGAGUUUUUUUUCUAAUUGCAGAUGGUUUCGAUAAAGUUUACUACAUGGAUGUGCAUUUUUUUUUACAACAGUAUUUGAGCAGAGGUGAGGCUUUUUGGAACUUUUGCGUACACUGCCACUAAUAUUCAGAAGACUGUUAAGGUUGUAAGAUCUCUUCCAGACAUUAGAUGAGCUGAAUUGAAGGAACUUUUCUCCCCCCACAAUGUGUAGUUGAUCACAUUCAAAAUUAGCAUAUAAUCAACGUGGUCUGUUUGACAUGCUGUCUUUUUGAUUGCUGCUCCUUUUUUGUCUUUUAUUUUAUCUUCAGAUUGUCAAUGAUGAGUAAUUCAAUCAAUAUUACAAUAUUUUGAUUAAUUUUUUUGUUGCCAUAGACAUAAUUAGAGUUUCAUAGUGUAUCUAUUGCAGUGCUGUAAAUCAGGCAGUCAGUCAUUAUAAUGAAUAUGAAGUAGAGAACAGCUUCAGUUGUGCACUAUGAAUAAGAUUUUGAGAGCAGAGGGUCUUGAUCAGUGCAAUUACAUAUUUCCUCAGAUGUCUUGUUCAAAUUGCUUGUUCUUACUUAUUCUUUCUUUAAAAAUUGAACAACUGUAGAGGAAAGUGCAAAGGUUUUUAUUAAUGUAUCUGUACAAAACAGAUACAAAUACUUGAAAUUUUCAUAUGCGCACAAUUUUAGCUGGGAAUAAACAAUAUACUGCAUAUGCUAGCUUUAAAUCAUUACCAUAUGCGUAGCAUUUUAUAGAACCCAGAAACUAAAUUGAAUGCAUCACAAAGUGCUUUUAAGCUUGUUUUGCCCUUCUUAAAUUCUGCAGAUGACCAGGCCUCAAACAUAUCACCGAUAGUAAUACAAGGUUUUGCUUCUUUUGGGGUAUAUUAGGAUCAAAUGCUUAGAGCAACUAAGAUAUGUACCUAUCUGACUGCAAAUUUAUUUGUAGGCAAGUUUUUUUGGCCAACUUUUACAUUGUACAUUUUCUAUUAACCACUCUAUUAUUUUCAUGGCAGUAUGUUAGUCUGGUCUGUACUCCAGCAGUUUUACUUGCAAGUUGUUGCACACGGUUACCCUACUUCUACGUCUACAUGGUGAAAUAUACUUCCUAUUAUACCUUCUUGUAUAAUAUGCAUGCAAAAACAUCAUUCUACUUGCUAAGUGGUCCAGUCUUACAUAUUACAUUUGAUGUCUGUAAUACAGCCUGUUUAGCAAGUCCUCACCCUAUUAAAUCAGAGGUGAUCACAAUUCCAUAUGCUGAUGCACACAAAUUUUUCAAGUUAUGCACCACACAAAACUUGCUACAUUUAUUCAUUUUUGCGAUAAGUUGAUGAAUAGACAGAGUCUUUCAUUUAAUUGCUUGUCUCCCAUAAUGCGUUUUGAUAAUCUUGCAUCUUAAUUUUCACAUUUUACUUUUCUUUGCCCUUCUUUAGUUUGAUUUCUAACCAUAGGAAUUAUUUUCUCGCACUCUAUAAGAGAGAAUGAGAGUCUACAAUUCAUCUAUCUCUUUUAAAACCCUUCAUAUGAUUGGUUUAUUCUGAAUAAUUUUUGACCAUGAGUGCUGACAAUCUUAGAAAGUAACUUCGCUUGUGGUGGCAGAGUUAUUAAAUCUGUCUCUGCAGAUGAGCUGAAUUAAAUAAUAGGACUGUAAUUAAAUAAUGAAUGGUGCAUCCAAGGUUAAUGAUUCUCUCUCCUAAUGUCAGUUUAGUUCCCUGUCAUUAUAGGGUUGUCUAUUCCUCCCAAAUCAGUUCCACCAAUUACACUACCAACACUUUAACUAAAAUGAGCUGUUAAUUUUUUAAAAUCAUAUAGGAAAUAAACUAAUAGUGGUGACUGCACUCCCUUUUUAAUGUCUUUGGUUGGUAAAUGCCCACGUAAAAAAAGUAGUGUACACUUUUGUUUGUUUUUCUAUGGCACUUUUUUAGCUGCUUCACAUCUACAUGUUUUAACAAUGUAAUACAGACAAUAUUUCAUUAAAUAUAAUGGACAUUUCAUUUGAUUAUGGAUAAAUCAUGAACAUAGAGAUUGUGAUUAUCAAUAUUAUAUUAAUUGUUUGGUUGCUAUAGUACACUGGAUAUAUGCUGUUCUCUUUUAAAAUUAGUGUAGACAUCAAGCUUAAAUUGUUAGGAAAAGUAGAAAAUAGCUUGGUCAACAUAUAUUUGAAAAUCUUUCUGCUAAUGUAAUAAUUCACUUUCAGUAUUUUGACUGACUGACAAUGAAACUCUACGAAAAAUAUGGCAACAAUUUUAGUUAACCUUUUUGGAGACAAAUAAGUCCCGUUGGCUUAACAUUAUGGAGUACAGAUUUAGAUCUUGAGAUUUUAAGGUGCAAAUAUGAAAGGAAGGGUGGUUGGCUUUACGCUAGGCAUUAGCCACAACAAGUGGAAGCCUCUCAAAUGAUAUAAGGCUAUUUUACUGGAAUAGUGUCCUGUGGAAGGAAUAUUUAACCAAGCUUAACUUUGCAAUGCAGUAUUUGUUUAUACAAUAGUACACAUUUACAUUUUAUUACAGAAUAGAUCUGCCUUGCAAUAUUAAAUGCAGUCACUUUGAAUCACUUGCUUAUCACCAGCCCGCUGCAUUCACAGUGUCUCUUGGUUUCCAUAGUAUUUGUCCUUUUUAUUCGGUGAGCCCAUCAGUCAGACAUAGGAAUGUGUACUAACAAGACAGUAUUAGAUUAUUGAAGUUCAAUAGUUAAGAAAUUGUGAAAUGUAGAAUUUGGUCUUCUGUAUGCACAACCCACUGUGUACUUAUGGCACACUCAAAUACCUUCUUGGGUAUUUCACUCUAUAUUUUUGGAAGCUUAAAAUUGUGAACCUUGGGGGCAAUGAAUACAAGUCAAAAAAUCAACAUGCAUUUUAAUAAUUGUAACCAACUAGUCAUCCUUAUUCUUGAUAUGGUUUGUUGCAUGAUUUAUUGGCAUAUUUUGUAUCAUCACUCUAUUAUGGAAAUUAUAUUUUAUCUCCCUUGUUUUGGGUGAUACAUAUAAGUUUACAUUGUUUACCUUGGCAACUAACCUGAACAUUUGUGGAAUCAUGUGGUUUAGAAUUUUUUUACAACUUCACAUUUGAAAACUACUGGACAAUUUUUAGUUUGUUUGAGCUACCUAUUGAGGAUAUGUCAUGAGCAAUGUGGAUUAGUGCCUUUAAAUAAUAUAUCAGAACAUGAUUUUCAGCCUGUGUUAAAUGCGAACAAUCCUGCAAACCCCCAUUUUAUGCAGGAAAAUUGUGGGCUUUCUUUUGAAGGUAUUGGUAGAUCUAGAUGUCUUUAAAGGUGAGGAGUAGCUUGUGGGAUAGCGUUAAAACUUGCUAGGUUGUGGAGCAAUGUUGUUCAGGUUUGCAUCUAAAGAUUCACACACCCAGUGAUAUUUUUGGAUUCUCUGUUAAAAUCUGAGAAAAUAGCAAACAAAACUAGAACAAACAUCUUUUGAAGAAGGGGAGAAAAAUAAAAGUUAAUAAUAAUGCCCCUGAACUUAUUGACAAAAGAUAAUUCUACUAGAUUUUUAAUACUACUUAGCCUGAGAAUUUGACUCUGAAAACUUACAACAGUAGGUGUUUUAAACAUUGUGUAAAAACUCCUGUUUAUUCAUAUUGACUGAUUAAUAUUCAACUUAAAGUUACUUAAACUGAAAGACAAAUGCCUUCUGAAAAUAUUGAUUUAUGUAAUAGAGAGAGCUCUACAGUCACAACUUUAAAGAACAAAGUGUGCAUAAUUAAUUACAAACCAGAGAACAAUUUAUAGCAGACCUGGUAUACCUUUAAAGUUGGUGUAUUCAAAAUAAUAUUUCAGCCCCAAAAUUAUAGGAAUAAAGAACUACACUGCCAAUAAUGAGCUUCCCAUAGGUUAGUAUUUUACAAAUAAACUCCCAUUGCUAGUUUAUGAACUUUGAUUGUUUCAUCAAUAUAGAGCUAUAGUUUAUAUAGUGAUUUCCAAUCUCCCUCUGUCUCUCACCCUUCUCCUGGCCUUCCCUUCUGAUACACUUGCUUUCUUCUACAGUGUAAAACCCAUCACAUUUCCACCUCUCUCUUCAGAUCUGAAAAUGUCAUGUUGUACUCAAACAUUAAUUUUCUUUCUUGCUCCACAGAUGGUGCCAGACCGAUUGAGUUUCUCCAGAACAUUGCUUUUAUUUCAGAUUUCCAGCAUUGGCAGUAUUUUUAAGUUAGUUUACUGGAAAUAAAAUUCAUAGCUAAUUUAUUCAGUUUUAAAAUUUAAAACUUUAACAAUCUGACCUUUCAAAUAAAAUUGCAUGUUCCCCUAAUCCCUUGCUGCAGAAUUUGUGUUGUGAUCAUACAAUAGUCAACUAACAUGUAAAUCAUGGUCACAUAAAUUCAUUCCUGCCUUAAUUUGAUUUUAAUUUUAUCACUUAACAGAAUUAAAGAUUUUAAUAUAGCCAUUUCACAGUUACACAGGAACAGAGAUAAUUGUGAGGGGAGAAAAGGGCCUGUACAGCAUUAAUUUUGUUUAAAGAACUAGUAGGAGUGCCUCUUUCGAUGCUCAACAGCAAGUGGGUUGUACACAGAAGAUUAAACAAAUUAAAGUGUGCAAUCAGUUUGUGCCAGUGGAAUAGUCCAUUGAUACUACAUUUAAUCAAUUAGACACCUUUUUUCUUAACAUGUAAAUAGAAGAUAUGGGUCAAUAUAAAAACAACUUUGGUAAAGAUCCAGUACUUUGUAUUUUAAGGUUUUUUUUUCAUUUAAUCUGUACGCCUAUGUGGUUGUGCAUUCUUUCAACUUUUAAAUCAUGUUUCCGUUAUGAUUCUUUGCUUCAUUUAGAAUUUGUUAGUAUAAUUUUCGAGGGUACAGUUCUUUUUUUUUAAUGGAGCAGGAAACAAAAGCAUUUUUGUAGCCUUUUAACUAUUGUAUUUAAAGCUACAAUUUGAAUUGAAAUUUUAACUAUUUUUCUUUCAACAUAGCUAAAAUGUAGUGAACGAAUUUCAGAAUUGAAUUAGAAAGACUUGUACCAAGUAAAUUUUACCAGUCUCUAUAUCUCAGUUUUAGCCCAGAACUACAGGUUAUCCUUUUAAAUAAAAUAUAACAUCUGGAACCUUAGAAGCUUGAAAAAAACAUGAAGCACUGCUAGGUUGUCGGUAGUGUUAUAAAUUGUUUUUGUUUUAUAAAUCUCGUAGCUUUAAGGUUCGUUUCAUUCGGACGCAAAUAAAACCUAGUCAGCAUCGGCAGUAGUACACUCCUGUUGUAUUCCACAAUUCUAUACUUUGAUUUGUAAAAUUUAUAAUGAUCCUACUCUCUGGAUGCCAGUGUAAGAUUUUAAGUGUCCAAGUGGUAAUACAUUAUUUUGUUGCUGUCUUGUAAAGUCAGCACAACCCUAAGUGUGCAAGUUAAUGGUGGUGUUAUGCACUGAGAUAACUGCACUGCAUGUAAGGUUUCCACUACUGACCAGAAUUCACACUUAAACAUUUGCACACAUAAGGGCUAAUUUUUUUUUCUUGUGAGGGACGGGAGGGAGUUAUUGCAUUUGAAUAGAACCAAACCAGUGUUAGUGUCACAUCGAGUCAAUGCUCAAAGGUAGUCACCUAAACUAAAAUUGAACCCACAGGUGGGAACACUAGUACAGGAUACUAGCUGGUAACACAUUAUUUGAUAUGACACUAAUUCAGCACUUUGCUUUCCCUGUAAAUGAACACUAACCCAAAAAUUUAAAUCGGUUAACAUUUGUGACAAAUCUAUUGAAUUUAUUAUGCCUUGACAUCUGCAUUUUUGGGUUUAUUGUUUCUGGGAGUUACUUGGAUUAAAAAAGUAGAAUUUAUAGGGAAAAAUAAUAAGAUGUCGUCUUUCUACCGAAAUGCAGCUAUUGUAUCCAGACUAUUCAAAAUCAGUUUUCCUUUUCAUUUUUUUUUCUCUGAGGCUUUGGUACCAUGCACUUUUUACUUAGGGAUAAAGUAUAAUGUCUUCUGUGUAUAGGCUGCUAGAAAGGUUGUCUACAUGUUAUUAUAUGUGAAAAUUCAUUGGAUUUUACCUUAGUUAAAUUGAGUCAGAGAAUCAGGAAUUUGUGAAAAAAGCAGGCUAGAACAUAAAUGUCCACAAUGAAUGAACCGUUAGACCAUUAAGGCUUCCUGGCUGUUGGUCUGUCUCUCUGGAUUUGGAACUUGUGACCUAGGACCAAGUCACCUACAGCUUACAGCAUUUAUUGCAUUAUUGGUGCACAGUUCUCAUUCAGUUGCAGGGAAGAGCUAAUGGAGAAAUCACACAUAUUGGAAUAAAUUAGCUCUAAAACUCAGUCUGUGUCUUAAAUCGAGAAAUUGAUUAGUUUAAAUGUGCUGGCAUCUAUAAUUUCUCCAUGUUUCUGCAGUACCUUACCUGCUUCAAAUUUUAUCUGACCCUGUAGCAGACUAUGGAUGUAUUGCAAUGGGUGGCACCAGUUUAUGUAACAAUUAAUUUUCUCUUUAUUAAUCUAUCACUCGAAUGGUUUUAUCUCAAUUUCAAAAAAAAUUAGGUAUUAAUGACUUAAAAAUGCAGAUGUCCAUUUGCAGCCUUUGCCAAAAUAUGAUUUGUUUCAAAAGUAGAAUCUGAUUGCCUUAAGACACUUAAGCAACAGCCAACCAUUAUGUUGGAAAAUCAGACAGUAGCAUAGUUUUCCCUAAGUACAGUAUAUCAGAUUCAUAGUUUACUAUUGUGCACCUUCUUUCUACUAUGUUAGCCCAACACUGUCAUUGAUAAUUAUUUUAUUUGUUUUAAUGUGACUACUGUAGACCAAAAAAAAAUUAAAUUUCACUAUUUACCCAAUCUUAUUCCAUUUAAUUUAUUUUACAACUCAUGUUGGGAAAAGCAUAAAGUAACUUUAAAAGAUGACCUGAAAGCAUCAUUAAAAAAGUGAAAACUUUUGAGACUGCAGUUGCAAAAAUAUGAAAGAAGAUAGGUUUGGUUGCUCACAGAUUAUUGUAGAUUAGUGGGUGAAACCAUUUCUUGACCUAUAUCUUACAUUCUCACUCUUUUCCUUGCAGCUACUGUUUCUUUCUUUUUUAUAUAAUCUGCUUUUUUUUAUUUUUGUAAGCAGUUUAUCUCCAUUUAAGAUGAAAAUUUAUCACAGAUUGUGUAUUUUUUGUUUUGUUAUGGAAAGCACUGGACAAGUUUGACAUCUCCUUUAAUAAUGGGUGAUGUACAAUGAUUUUGAUUGCUUGCUGAAUGUUUUUUAUUCCUAAUUAUAAAACACUAGGAUGGUUUUGCAUCUUCCAUAUUUUAUGCAAAAACAUGUAUGUGCCCUAUACUUAAAAGAAGCUCUAGAUGGCAUUUUCUAUGUUUUGUGGAGAAUAAUCCUUUUGAAUGGUAGGAAAAUAUUUUUUGUUGUGUACUAUUUUAUAUUUUUAAAAUGAUACAUUUAUUGGUAUAAGACUGUUUUGGUGAAGGAAUUAAAUGAAAACAAAGUCUGCCCUUAAGAAUGCUGCAGUAACCUGUUUUGAAACUAAUUAUUGAUGUGUGUUCAAUUGGUUUUGUCUGUUUAUUGUUACAACAGUUUGUAUUUACUGCUGUUCCUCUGAUGAUUAAUUAGGGGUUUUUAAGGGCGUUUUUGAUUUGUCAAACACACUGGAUUGUGAGUCUUUUGUAACGUGUAGGACUAUUUUUGUGAUAGAAAAAGCAGCACUGUCUAAACUGUUCCUUUUGACUGCCAAUGCCCUUGAAUAUAAAAUAAUGGAUUAAAACUGGGCAGAGUAUUGAAAGGGACAAACUGGAGAUAUUUAAUGCACACCAAUAUAGGAAGACUAAUGCCCAUUGUUAGUGGCACAUCUUCUAUUUUAAGUUUUUACUUGCUUCACCUGAGCACUGACAUAAGGAUUUUAGUUGGUUUUCCUUGUUUGGGUCAGAAAGAUCUACAUACAUUAUGAAAUAUACCCUUCAAAAGAAUGAUAUCAUGAAUUCUGCAUACCAUUGUACAUCUUCACAUUUUACAGAUUUAUACAAAGUUGAAUCUUAUGAUGAAAUGCAGAUAGUAAUGCACCUAAAGACAUCGAAAAGUGAUACCUACACUGAAUGGAAUAUGCCCUUUCCUGCUUGAGCUUGAUUGUGUCGUAAGACGGGUGCCUAUAAUUCUCUAAGAAUUCUGGUCCAAGAUAAUUGUUCUUCCCUGAGUAUUCAGUAUUGCACAUAUGCCUUUCUGCUUCUAUAACAUACACAUUAAGUCUAUGUGCCUUCUGUUUUUAUUUCUAUUAUAUUGACAUUUGAAUGGUGAAAAAUCAGAAUAAGAGCUUUUAAACCAUUCCAAAUAAAGGUUUGUCUUGUUCUAGAGCCCAGCCUUCUUCCAACAAACAGCGUUCAGACUUAGAAAAAUAUCAUUAUAAUAUGAGCACUGAAUUGUAGAUUUUUGUUGCUUCUGCAAUUUUAUAAAAGAGUCUAUAUAAAUUUAGAUUCCACUGUGAUUUUAAUGUCCAAAGUUAUAGUUUAUACUUUUUCAUGUAUUGGAAGUGUGCUUUUUAAUGAAUAUAAAUAUUACCUUGUUUAAUGGAAUGAUAUAACACACUGAACCUAUUUUUGUUGACAAUUCUAUUGAAUGAAUUAAAGUGCAUUUUACUUCUGAAUUUCUAUGGUAGAACAUCCAUGUUGCCUUUGGUAUACACUUGCAGCUAUUCACUUUGAAAACUGAACAACAGUAAAAACAGUUUGCAAGUGUAGUAAACAUACUGUAUUUGGGAAUUCUCUGGGCUAAUAGAUUACGAGAGUAGCAUCGGCAUCAUAUAAAGUAAUAUUCUUAGUCGUCAUAAGAGUGCCUGCUCUAUAUUCAUUAUCAUGUUGAUCUUCCUAAAAAACACAAAAUGUCUGUAGAAGUCAAGUAGCACAAAAUUCUAUAGAUAUUGUGCUUAAUGCACUAGUCAAUUAUUUGUAGGCCAAAAGUACAAUCGUACAAAAAAUUGUAACUUUCACAUGUUUUGCACAUGCUUCUAGUUCACUAGUUGAGUAUAUUCCUAGUCAACUUGGCUAUAAUUGGUUACCACCCAAAAAGAACAUAGUUUUGUUUUGAAUCAUAGCACCUUGGAUUGAACUAUCAUCAGUCUGUACCUUUCAAGCCAUCUUCUCAUUUGCAAAUAGGUAUUUAGAUAAAAUAGAAAAUAGAGAGUUUGGCCUAAAAUGUAUGUUUCUGAUGAAGCUCAAAAGAUGAAUUGUGUACUGGCAGAGCAUUUAUUAAAUGUGUUAAUUUAUUCUAACAGUGUAUAAUAUGGUACUUCACAAUGAUUCUGUAAUGUCUACUCUAUCAAAUACAAAUGUGCACCAAAUCAAUUCUGCUUUGCAACUUAAGUAGGAACAAUUCAAAAUGGAACAUAUAUAAAGAAGUGCUGUUUAUUACUUUGAAAGGAAAAUUGAAAUCAUUUCCUUGAAAAGAAUAAACAUUCCUCCUACAUAUUUUGUACCUUGCACUUGGAUUCUUAGUCUAUCACUUUUAUGCCAAAUAAAAUAAUGGAUAACUUUGUGAAGUCUUUAUUGAUCUGUACAGCCUUAUCCUGUGAGCCCAGUGCAUUUGAUCAAAGAAGGUCCAUUUUCUCACACUGUCUGCUAUAUCUGUAAAGAACAGUCUUAAAUUUGAGGAAACCCUAUGAUUUAAUUCAAAGCUAUGUAUGACAGGGUAGGUUUACUCUUUGCCAAAGUCUCCUAGGAGGAUGCUUAUUAAAUAUUUCCAGUGUCAGUGCUGCUACAAUGUAUGAGAAAUGAGACUCUUAUGUCAGUACAAAUUUGCAGUGGUCUGUGCUGAAGGAGAUUAGUUAAACCAUGCAGUGGUCAUUUCAAUGUUCGCUUGUCAUGGUUGAGCCAUCUUGGUACAACAGGUGAAAACUAGCGUUUUGGGUUUUUUCAAACAGUUGAAUAAACUUGUCUUGGUGUAAGGGAUCACUUUAGAAAUGUUGGCUUGUUAUAUUUCCAAAAAAUUAGAUUGUGAAGCACCUUAUGCUUGUUGACUAAUUUUGUAGAGGUCAACAGUUUACUGUUUCUGUUCUGCACCUUACCUGUGGUACGGAACACGUACCCUAUUUUCCCUUUUAUAGCAUCCUGCCUUUUUUGCCUUGUGUAUGAACCCUUUAUCUAAUAUUAAGGGAUUUGUUAAUUCACAUUAAGGGUCAAAUGAGAAAUUUACAAAGCUACCCUGGGUAUAGUGCUUAAAUCAGGUUUAAGCCUGUUUCUUCUUCCCUCUGAAUACAAAUGUGUGUAUUAACACACAAGAAGGGGAGUUUAGCAUGCAACAAAAGUGAAAUAUCUCUAAUUGAAAAGUAAAUUUUAAAAAGCGAGUUAGCACAAGGCUUUCAUUGCAAUUGAAUUCUAUUUGUAUUUUUGACGAUUUCUUAGUUUUAAUCGGGAAACUUAAAAUUACCCUUGACUUAAUGCAUGGAAUAAAAUAUCAGUUUCUCAAAGUAACAUGAAACAAAAGGGGUUCAAAACUAGCAAGCACUAAAUUGCCAUGUUAUUACUUCUGAGGUGGCUUUUUGGCCUUUUCAGUUGACCCUCCAAACAACAGGCUAGCAUUUUUGAGGUGAUCUCCAACUUUUCCCCCAUUUACUAUAGUACAGUAUGUUGGUAUAAAUUCAAGUACAAUUUUCAAGUGCUUUAAAUCCUGCCAGAUUUAUUAAAGCAACCGUAUCCUAACUUGCCAUUUAUUAGACUGUAUUUCUCAUGUAUUACCUGUGACAUGUGUAUUGUUAACUAGCUGUAUGCUUCAUUAUGUUAUUGUGACAUUUGAAUACUGUGAAGUUUUAUCUGCAUACUUACUUUAUACUGAAGUAUUAAGCCUUAAAUUUGUUCGUGUGAAAGAAUAAUUGACAUUCUGGGGAUGAAGAUUUCUUUUUUUAAUGUUACCAGCACUUUUUUGUAAGUUUCACUUUCCAAGUUAUUGUAAAGUUCACGCUGUAGUGAAGUUUGAACAUGAAGGAAUAAAAACUCUAGUACUUUCCUG